UAAUCUUGUAAUUUUGUAGUUCUUGUUCACUAAAUUCAUGCUAAUGUUGGGUUUUUGAGCUAGCACCCAAUGGACUCCCAUUUACUUGCCUUGUCCCAGAAUGCAUUGUGCACAAUGGACAUUAAUGCAAAUCCAAUAGAGUUUUCCAUCUCCAAAGUAUCUCUGGGCGCAUCAACGUUACACGUCCAUGCUGACAUCUGGAAUGGUGCAGUUGGGUAUAUAAAUAGUGCAGUGCGUCGAAGUACUCAUGAAUUGUAUUGAUUACCCUUUGCUGUGUCAUAUCAAUAUUGCCACUAAUACAUUAGUUGUGUUAGAUAGCCUACAGCCAGUAUGUUGAUCGGAUGCCGGAGAAGAGGACGUCAAUCCACCAGACUGAAGGUAGCACUCAUGCUCUUAGUAUUCAGUUGUCAAUUGCUCCAUGUUCUCAGCGAAAAAACUCCCUCUGCUAUGACUGUCGUGGAGAGCCCUGAGGCCAGCCUGGAGGGUGAGGAGGAUGCCCACGUGGAAGAGGGAGAUUCUGAGGAUUUGGAUGUAUUCCAUCCAACAGAUAAGUGGAAGACUCUCAAAUCAGGUCAUGGGGUCCCAAGGGGCUUUGACCUCCAGACUGGACAGAGGGAGGUCAAACUUGGGGAACACCAGACUCCUAAAUACCAGAUAGAUGGACAAAGACAGGGGAAGGAGAACACACAGGGCCCAUCCGUCAGCGCUGAGGAGCUGAAGAAGGCUUUGAAAAAUAUCAAAGAAGGAGUGGAUCCCAAAACCAGUGACAAAGAAGAGAAGGAGGCUCUCAGGGCCCAGUUUCAUCCCAUGGAUGAGCUGAAAAAAGACAUGGUCAGGCUAGACAUGCUGAUGGAGUCAGACUUCCAGAUUAUGAGCAGACUGGUGUCCCAAUUCAACAGCUCUAACGCCACUGUGGAGGAGAAGGUUAAAGCUCUACAUGACUUAGAGUACCUUGUUCAUCAGGUGGACAAUGCACAGAACCUGGCAUCUAGCGGAGGGUUGAAGCUUGUAGUUGAUGCAUUGAACAGCACAGACUAUCGACUUCAAGAGAGUGCUUCUUUCGUUCUGGGAUCAGCUCUAUCAAGUAACCCGGUGGUGCAGGUGGAGGCAGUUGAAAGUGGUACCAUUCAGAAGCUGUUAAUGUUACUUGCCACUCCACGACCCAUGUCUGUUAAAAAGAGGGCGUUGUUUGCUGUGGCCUCUUUGCUACGUCACUGCCCCUUGGCCCAAAGCCACUUCCUGAAACUGGGUGGGCUGCAAGUGUUGGGGGAUAUUUUCCGAGCAUCUGGAGGUGGGGCUCUCCGUGUGAGGAUUGUAACCAUACUCUAUGACAUGAUCAACGAAAAGGAGCUGAUCUCUCAGACUGGACUUGACCCCAUCCCUGAUGCAUCUCACAAUGAGCGUUUGCGGCAGUAUGCGCAGGUCUCCCUCCAGCCACUUUUGGCAGAGCAAGGCUGGUGCAGUCUGGUACCUGAACUGUUGGCCUCCCCAGAGCACGACUGGAAGGAAAAGGCCCUGAGAACUAUCCUGGCCAUGAUGCCUCACUGCCAGACUCAGUAUCGAAAGGAUUACGCCCUGUCUUCCUCCCUCAGCGCCCUACAGGAGCAGUACCAGGAGCUGGUGCUCACAGAGCAGGUCCUCGGUGACGAGGAUGGAUACUUUGGGGAGAUUCUGGCUCUGUUGGAGACAGUGGUGCUGAAACUGAAACAAGUGUAGGGCUGGGUGAAAACCCUUAUCAAAGGACAAUUACAGAAAUGCAUUCUAGUUUUGCGGCUGUGUUAUAGGAUCACACAUUUGCAAAUGACAAGGUUGCCUUUCGGUUGCUUAGCCUUCCUUACACCUUUUUUCUCCAUCUGCGAUACAAGCCAAGGCACGAUGCGUCUCAAAAUAAGGCUCUCCAGUCCUCCUUGAGGAAUGCAUUCAGCUGGGCUAAAAGACAGUAUUUCUCCUUAUAUGGCAUUUGUGUUCCUUGUUCAGUGUGCUCCAUCUAUCUUGUUAGUGGAUUGUCCACUGUGAGACUAGUGUGCCUAGUCAGUGCCUGCUGUAAGCAGUACUUACUUCCCUAUGCUAUUAGGUUUCAUGAGAGACUGUACAGGUUCAUGUUUUGUCAUUUUAUUAGUCUAAAGUUUUCCACAGAUUUGGAAAGCCAAUGUCCAGUCAGUGAUACUCUUUGCACUGCAUCAUUCCGGCAGGAAGGAAAGGUAUCCAGAGAGAAUUCUUUGUGCCUCACACAUGCCUGCAUGCUUGACCAGGACUUGCUUGUGUUUGAGCCUGUCAAAAAGAGAUGUGUUCUGUAAACUGCUUAAAAUAGAAGGUUCAAAUAUGGCACCUUCAAUUCCAAAAGGCAUGAUUGAAUGUAAAAUGGUAAACAGAAACUGAGAAUAAUUGCGCAUAAUAUUGAGUCCAGCUCUCAAAUACACACAAUUUAUUCUAAUGAUUUGAAAUGUCUUAACUAAGUUAUUUGUUUACUAUGUAUUUUGUUUACUUGUUUGAUAAGAAUAAAUCCGUUGGGUAAAGCCACUGCUAAUAAUC
Salvelinus sp. IW2-2015 is the source of this 2532-nucleotide messenger RNA. The record is from RefSeq and is a predicted model, not a curated record. NCBI's taxonomy places the organism in Eukaryota, Metazoa, Chordata, Actinopteri, Salmoniformes, Salmonidae.